AAUGACUUUGUGGCUGUGGUAACUAGUGACGACUGAACGCAAGACGCCUUUGUUGUUCCUUCGAUUAAACAGAAGUCGGGGAAAUGAUGUCUACUUGGUAGCUAGCGAUUUAUUGUUGUAAAUUAGCUAGAACACUAUGGACGAUCCAAAGCCGUUUGAUACGAUGUAAAAUUAACUUGGUCCGUGGAAACAUCGACGGUCUUGGUUACUUGACGAAAGCUAGCUAGGAGUUGUGUUGAGAUUGGAAGCGGAAGGAAAUUCGAAGGGGAAAAUCCGUGGUAGGACGUGGGAUGCAUUGCGCAAGUUGGAAGAAAGACUUUCCCGAUGUUAUGCGACAAAUGGGUUUCACAACUCGUGAAAGCGGGGGGUUAUUUUAUUAAUAUCAAGUUAUAGGAAUCGGUUGGUACUGUUGGUUGAGACAUAUUUCAUAACUGUCAGAAGCGAGCGACGUAAAGUAGCUAGCUACAGUACUGUAGGUAUUGAUAGUUAGCUAGCUAGACUUUUAAAAUGGCGGAAGCCUGGCCCAGACCCCCGGCCCUCAUUUUGUUGUUGAGUUUGAGUGCCUGCUGGGAAGUGGAUUCCUGCCCUGCUCGGUGRUCUUGUAUAAGGGGAUCAGACGAAAUCCAAAUCCUGGAUUGUAAUAGGAAAAGGUUGUCCUCGGCCCCUCUGGAUCCACCUCACGGGAUUACUCAUCUCACUAUGAAUCACAAUGAUCUGACAACUGUUCCAUACCUUGGAGAAGUUACCUCAAACAUCACAACACUCUUAUUGGUCCACAACCUGAUCUCAGAACUGUGGAUGCAUCAGCUGCAGCUGUACAUCUCCUUGGAGACACUUGAUCUGUCAUCUAACUCUAUCUCAGAGAUCAAGGCUGGAGCCUUCCCACCAAUGCAGCUGAAAUACUUGAAUUUAAGCAAUAACAAGAUCAGUGUCCUUGAACCUGGCUGCUUUGACAACAUCUCUAGUUCCCUGCUGGUCCUGAAGCUGAACAGGAACAGAAUAACACUGCUGCCAUGCAAAGUAUUCAGGCUUCCCCAGCUGCAGUUUCUGGAAUUAAAGCGCAACAAGAUCAAGAUAGUGGACAGUCUGACCUUCAAAGGGAUGGACUUACUGAAAUCACUGAAGAUGCAGCGGAAUGGCAUAACUAAGCUGAUGGAUGGUGCUUUCUUUGGGCUCAACAACAUGGAGGAGCUAGAGCUGGAGCACAACAACUUGACGGAGGUCAACAAAGGCUGGCUGUAUGGCCUGCACAUGCUGCGUGUGCUGCGGUUCAGCCAGAACGCCAUCGGCAUCAUCCGACCAGACGCCUGGGAGUUCUGCCAAAAGCUGGAGGAACUAGAUCUGUCCUUCAACCACCUGACCCGGCUGGAGGAGACAGCGUUCAGUGGACUGGGUCUUCUGGAGAACCUGAAUCUGGGAGAUAACUCGGUCAGCCACCUGGGAGAGGGAGUCUUCAGCAGCCUGGCCAAUCUGCGCUCACUAGACAUACGGGAUAAUGAAAUCUCUUGGGCCAUUGAGGACUCCAUUGGUGUGUUUGUUGGAAUGAAGAAACUGAACACCUUGAUUCUCCAGCAGAACAAGAUCAAAUCUAUCACAAAGAAGGCCUUUGAGGGUCUGGAGGAGCUUGAGCACCUAGACCUGAGCAAGAAUGGGAUCAUGUCCAUCCACCCUGAUUCUUUGUCUCACAUGAAGCUGAAAGUGUUUGUCCUGAACACUAGCAGCCUGCUUUGUGACUGCCAGCUGCAGUGGCUGGGCCCGUGGUUGACUGACAACCACUUCCUGCAGUCUGUCUCAGUCAUGUGUGCCCACCCUGCCAGCCUGCUGGGCCGCAACGUUGUGUCUGUCAGCCUGGAGGAGCUCGUCUGUGAUGACUUCCCGAAGCCCCGGAUCACAGAGCACCCUGAGACUGCCACCGCCCUGCGUGGGACCAAUGUGACUCUGAGCUGCCUGGCGUCCAGCAGCAGUGACUCCCCCAUGACCACGGCCUGGAGGAAGGACGGGGAGGUGCUGUAUGAUGCAGAGGUGCAGAACUACGCCCGCUACCAGGAGGGAGAGUUGAUCUACACCACCGUGCUGCACCUGCUCAACGUCAACUUCACAGACGAGGGACGCUACCAGUGUGUAGUUUCCAACCAUUUUGGUGCCAACUACUCCAACCGGGCCAAGCUCACAGUCAAUGAGCUACCAUCCUUCCUGAAGACUCCCAUGGAUCUGACCAUCCGUACAGGCACCAUGGCCAGGCUGGAGUGUGCUGCCGAGGGUCACCCCUCACCCCAGAUUGCCUGGCAGAAAGACGGGGGCACAGACUUCCCUGCUGCCCGGGAGAGAAGGAUACACGUCAUGCCUGACGAUGACAUCUUCUUCAUUGCCAAUGUAAAGACGGAGGACAUGGGUGUGUACAGCUGCACAGCCCAGAAUGUUGCAGGAAGCUUGUCAGCCAACGCUACACUCACUGUGCUAGAAACUCCGUUCUUAAUGCGUCACAUGGAGGACAGGACAGUAGCUCGUGGGGAGACGGCGGUGCUCCAGUGUAUUGCAGGGGGCAGCCCUGCGCCCCGUCUCAACUGGACCAAGGACGACGGGCCCCUGGUCCUUACCGAGCGCCACUUCUUUGCUGCUGCCAACCAGUUGCUCAUCAUUGUGGACACGGGGCCGGCGGACACCGGGAAGUACACAUGUAUCAUGUCCAACACGCUGGGCACGAAGCGCGGCCACAUCUACCUCAGCGUGUCGCCAUCGCCCAACUGUGACACGGCCGGCGGCUACGACCAGGACGGCUGGACCACGGUGGGCAUCGUGGUGAUCGUAGUGGUCUGCUGCGUGGUGGGCACCUCGCUGGUCUGGGUCAUCGUCAUCUACCACAUGCGUCGGAAGAGCGAGGACUACAGCAUCACCAACACAGAUGAGCUGAACCUGCCGGCAGACAUCCCCAGCUACCUGUCCUCUCAGCGCACACUGUCAGAGCCUCAAGAGGGAUACAGCAACUCUGAAGCAGGGAGCCACCAACAGCUCAUGCCACCACUGUCCAACGGCUACGUCCACAAGGGCACUGACGGUGUGUGUUAUGGUGACACAGGCAGCGAGGUGGACACCGAGGCCAACGGGAUGCCACACUGCCGCGUGGGCUCUCUGUUUACGGGACGGAGCAGCUUCCAUCCUGGGGAGCCUCGCGAGGGACUGGCUGGGGUGCAUACAGGUGGUGCAGGGCCGCUGGUCAUCUGCUCGGACUGCUACYACAACGCUAACAUCUACUCUCGAACCCGGGAGUACUGCCCCUAUGCCUACCUGGCUGAGGAUGACUCCCUUGACAAGAGUCUGUCAGGCAUCAUGGCCCACUUUCCUAAGGAGUCCUACAGGGAGCAGCACACCCAGCAUGAGGACACAGCCCUGGAGAGCCUCAUCAACAACCAGGACUCCUCAGUCUUCCUCACCAGCCACGACCUCACCAAGAGGCUGAGCACAGCCCUCAGCCCCCCAGAACAACACUACAGCACCGAUGUUCCCUCCAGGUUGUUUUGGGGCAAAGGAGAGGACUUGUCUACAGUGCCCCAACCAGGUCUGUCUCAGCAGCCAGUGAAUGUGCACAAGACUCCCCACGUGUCCUCAGUUGGUGUGGGGGGAGAGGAGAGGAGUGGAAAGGGGGAUGCCUCACUUUCCCAGAGCACACAGGACCACAUAAGUGCCUCUUAUAGGACUAAGCCUCAAGAGCACACCCACUCCCCCAUAUAAAGCCUCUUCCCUAUACACCCGGCCAUCCUCUCUCACUUGGUCCUCUGCUCCAGCCACUACCUCCAAAGAGACGUAUCACUUUCUGCCAAAAAUGCUUUCUUGUAUGUUUACAUUACUUUCAAUCACGCAGAGACAAUUUGUUCCUACGAAUUUGAAAAGGAACUGAACAGGUGACUAACCACCUCCCUUUCCACCUCCACCUCCCUUUCCUCCCACUCCCUCUCUUUCUAGAGGAAACUGAAUGUAUCCAUCAAAGAGCCAUUUUGGAUGCUUCCUUUUUGAUUUUUAAGACAUCAGAAGUUUGAAACGUGCUAACACUGUCCUCUGUACAGAAGUAGGGAAUGGCAGCAGUGUUGGUGGAUCUCCUGAGCGUUGUGCUUUACACUUGCAGUUGCCACAUUAUUUCUACAGUCACUUGUUGGAGCAGCCUUCAUGAUUUAAGGUACAAGUCCAGGACCACCUCUGCUCUCUCAUCCAGGACUAGAGGGGCCAGAGACCCCAGUCGUUGCUUGUUCAGCAGUGAGUGGUACGUACCUAACAGGGCCUAUAGGUCAAGAAGGACCCUCACUGAAUGGAUCCCACCUCUAGCCAUCUGUAUCGACUAACAGUCUGCUAUUAUACAAACUCAGAGACUGACAUCAGACAUGGUGUGUCUAUAUGCAAUAUUAUCAAUGUAUCUUAAGCUCAGAUUGUUUUCCCGUGUGUCAAAUGGAGGCAGUCGUACCAACAAUCUUUUUCUAUUUUUGUUGUAUGAAAGCGCACUGUCAAAACAAAGAAAAUAUUCGGUAUUGCACAUUUGACAAUCAUGGUUUCGGUGGCCUCUUUAUGAUGGUUCUGUCAGAGGGUUUUCAACAGGCAUUCUCAGUAACACUCCAACAGGUAUGGUUUCUCGUCACCUAUAUGCACUGAUCAUAUUUUCCUCAAAAUAUCAUUUUACAGGCACUUACCUCUCAUGGUGGUAUGUUUUAUUAUGCAGUGUGCAUGCCAUUUUAGAUUCCUAGAAGGAUAAUAUGCCUUUACCCCCAAUUUCAUCAACCUUAGAUACUGACCAGAUUUUACCUUUGGACUGUGAAGAAUGUAUUAUAUGUAUGUGUACAUAUGGUCAUUCAUCUAUUCAAUACUAUGUCCCUCAAGACCUAAGCAGAAUCAUUUUAUUCCUAAACUGCAGUAAGUUUUUAUUUUAUUUGUUGCAUGUAUAUAUGUCUGUCAGUAUUAUUUUUGUAGUUAGUCCUGGGUGAAUCCAAACUUGAUAUGGGAGGUUUCCACAACAUUGCUGAAAGACUUGGCCAUAAAUGUUGGUACUAAUUUCAACAAGCUUAAACAAAGGCUUUUAAUACUAGUUCUAUUUAUAUAAAGUCUGCAGUGUUUAUGUAGAAACAAACCUGUUUCCUUGCCUCAAAUAAAAUCACUGAAUCAUUUUGGCAAUGGAGCAUGGAUACUUCAGAAUAAAAUGUAGAUUUGGGUAGGCUAUAAAAACACAUUGCGUAAACAUAAGUGUUUCUUGUCACAUGCUCUUUAUUUAACUGUUACAUAACGCAUUCCUGCUUGAAUCAAAACUUUUUGAGACAUUCCAUGUGGCAUUGCUUGAAGAAGCAUCUGGUACAAAACCAUUCUAAGCCCAUGCCACUGCAUUCAAUAUUAGCUUAAAUAGGGGUCACAGAUUACGCUCUCUGCUGGAUAAUUAAGGCAGGUAGUUAUUGUAGCUGAUCGCUUAACCAUCACACAUUUAUGACUCACUUUUUACCAACACGUUUUCGUGUCUGUUUUGUGUUGCUCUCAGAACAUCUUGUUUUUGUCAUUCUACCAAAGUUCAGCAGUAAUGCUCUGGCAAUAUUUACAAUGCUGCUUGUUUUCUGACUUGUUGAAGUUUUGCAUUUUGCCAAGUGUAUUUUUGAAUCCUGACUUACUUGUACAUUCUGUAAAGCAUGUAUAAAGAACAUUUUGUUUCUUGAAAUGUAGCUGUAAUUAAAAUAAUAAUCACAAAUUCUGAUAAUUCUGACCA
Salvelinus sp. IW2-2015 is the source of this 5731-nucleotide messenger RNA. RefSeq names its product leucine-rich repeats and immunoglobulin-like domains protein 2. Gene Ontology annotation, molecular function: protein binding. NCBI's taxonomy places the organism in Eukaryota, Metazoa, Chordata, Actinopteri, Salmoniformes, Salmonidae. The record is from RefSeq and is a predicted model, not a curated record.